AUGACUGACAGUCAGAGUUCUUUGUUAUCUGAUGAACAAGAGCGGAAGCAGAUUUUAAAUUUCACGAAUUAUGUACUUUCGCAGAAGGCAGGGAAUUUUCCAGCAUUGAAUCAGUUAGCUGAUGGUACGGUAUUUCCGGGAAUACGAGGGGAGACGACAAAUCGAGGGCGUAAGUUAUAUCAAAAUUCUAUCGGUAUCUCACAGAAGAGGCUCAAGGUAGAUACUCGUGAGGAGAGGGUGUUUUAUAGUGGUUCGGAGCAUAGUUUGCUUUCUAGGAAACGAAUGAAGUUUUCUACAACACCUCAAUUUAACAGCUUUGAGGAUGCGCAGGAGGGUUAUACAUCUGGAUUUAAGAGUUUAGAGGAUUCGGAUGAUGAAUGCGAUGACUUACAUAGGUUAAUUGAUAUUCGAAAGUUACUUUCUCCUAUUUCAAAUUUGGCUGAUGUGGCCACACACCCGGCAAUAUCCAGGACGUUCAGAUCCAAGGUUUUGAGGGAUCUUGCUUUAGAUAUUAUGCUAAUGGUUGAAAAGGAACAAGAGUCGGUAAUAAGUUAUAGUGGCUUGUUGGAGGUUUUUCUUGGGGACUAUCCAGACGCGCUAUAUGAAGAUAGGUUGGCGUUGCCGAUGUACGAUCACAAGUUGAAGCUUCCAGACGAUGAGGAGAAUUUGAAUGUAACAGCUACUGCUUCUAGUUCGAAUAAGCCAGCAAAAUCUACCACAAAGAAGGGGGAAGUACCGAAGGUUGAAGAUGAUGAUGGUGAGAAGGAGGACCCAUUUUUUGCCCUUCCGGAGUUUAAUGGGAAUAGGAAAUUGUUAUCAAUAGUAAACGGUGAGAACAGUCAAAAUACAGAAGAAAUCGAAACCACAAGACAACUAGCUCAGAUUGCGUUGCAGAGAAAUCAGGAAUUUAUUCGCAAUUUGCAAAAGAUCAGAAACUGUAUUGUAAAAGCUAAUCGUAUCCGUGAACGUAUUCUUAUGUGGGCAAGAGAGAUUGCUGGUAUUCCGGAGGAGGAUGUUACAAUUCCUAGCGCAUUGCAUGUUGUUAAAAGAGGAUUAAUUAGUGCUACCACCAACCAUAUGGAUGAAGAAGUUGAGGAUGAAGAAAUUGAUGAAGAUUAA
This is a messenger RNA of Eremothecium cymbalariae DBVPG#7215, 1119 nucleotides long. It is a transcript of the gene RXT2, whose product is annotated as Rxt2p. Gene Ontology annotation, biological process: negative regulation of rDNA heterochromatin formation; negative regulation of silent mating-type cassette heterochromatin formation. Gene Ontology annotation, cellular component: Rpd3L complex; cytosol. The record is from RefSeq and is a predicted model, not a curated record. The coding region runs from base 1 to 1119 and encodes 372 amino acids. Lineage: Eukaryota; Fungi; Ascomycota; Saccharomycetes; Saccharomycetales; Saccharomycetaceae. The transcript has a single exon.